GGUGUGGUUCAAGAACCGUCGCGCCAAGUGGCGUAAGCGUGAGCGCAAUGCGAUGAAUGCGGCUGUUGCCGCCGCCGAUUUCAAAUCAGGCUUUGGCUCACAAUUCAUGCAACCAUUUGCUGAUGACUCACUCUACUCAUCAUAUCCCUACAAUAACUGGACCAAAGUACCCUCGCCGUUGGGCACGAAACCCUUCCCGUGGCCGGUCAAUCCGCUCGGCUCCAUGGUGACCACCAAUCAUCAUCAGAAUUCGGUGAAUUGCUUCAACACCGGCGCCAGCAGCGUUGCGGUCAGCAUGAAUAAUUCCAUGUUGCCGGGCACAAUGGGUUCCACGCUAACCAAUACCAAUGUCGGUGGCGCUCCAUGCCCCUACACUACGCCUGCCAAUCCGUACAUGUACCGCGCCGCCGCCGAACCGUGCAUGACGUCAAGCAUGUCAUCGAGUAUCGCCACACUACGCCUGAAGGCCAAACAGCACACCACCGGCUUUGCUAGUCCCUAUUCAGCACCAUCGCCGGUGUCGCGCUCCAAUUCGGCGGGUCUGUCGGCAUGUCAGUACACCGGCGUAACUGAUGUUGUUUGAGAAAACGCCCUCGGGGCAUUGCUUAAUCAACAUCAACAUCAUUUACAUCACUUCUCCGCUAGUAGUGGCGCCGGUGUUUCAUCUCACUCGCCAAAUAUUAACAACAAUUUACAUCAUUUACACAACAAUAAUAAUAACAACAAUAACUUGUUGAAUAACAACAACCUGCUGCUGGACCAUAAUGGUGAUCUGAGUGUGGGUGUAGGUGGUUUGGUGGGCAACCACAGUAGCCAUAGUAACAAAUCGCCGCUGGGACAUCAGCACAGUGAUAUGGGGGAUGGCAACGGUGGCAGAGGUGGCAAUGGUGGAAAUGGGGGUGGUGGUGGUGGCUCAAACAACGCUAUGCUAGGACAGAAUGUCAACAAUGA
Molecule: messenger RNA, 951 nt
Organism: Rhagoletis pomonella (apple maggot)
Lineage: Eukaryota; Metazoa; Arthropoda; Insecta; Diptera; Tephritidae
Product: pituitary homeobox homolog Ptx1
Biological process (GO): anatomical structure morphogenesis; regulation of transcription by RNA polymerase II
Cellular component (GO): nucleus
Molecular function (GO): RNA polymerase II cis-regulatory region sequence-specific DNA binding; DNA-binding transcription factor activity, RNA polymerase II-specific
Source: RefSeq, a predicted model, not a curated record